AGCUCUUUCGUUUCGGAUUAGUUCAGGGGUUCUGACAUAAUUAUCACUGCAGUCUCUUCCAAGCUUACUGGUUACAUAAAUUCUUCACGAGCGCUUUCCCUGCUGCGCAGUCUCCAUGAAUCACCAUGGCAGAGAACAAGUCAUAUCCGACAUUACAAUUGAACGAACACAGAAGGUAUUUGAUGAUGCCACAUCGAAUUUAAACUCGACCUCCGCUAGAACGCUUGACAAGCGGGAUCAGGCAGAGGAUUGUGUCGCCCAGACCGCUCAAGAAGUUGUAUCAGUGCACGAUUUCUAUACCCAGAAUGCCACAGCCAUCAAGUCAGCAUCUGAUGCAAUGGUCGUGGAUCUCUCAAAGAAGAAUAUGGGCGACUUUCUGGGAGAGGCAAAGAAGGUGAUGGAGGCCCUGGAUGUUCUGCAACAGGUUCACCCGUUUGUUGGUGUGGCUAUACUCGCUUUCAAGGCUGUCGUGAAUCUUGAGCUAACAAGAAGGGAAAACGAUCGUAGAGUUGGAUUGAUGUUAGCUCAAGCAUCUGACAUGAUGACCAUGCUUCUCCAACUUAAGGACACUAAAGAUCCUGCCAUCGUGGGACCUCACGGCAACAUUCGGGGGCGAUUGGAUCGUGUCCUGGACGGCAUCAAGCAAGAUAUCGAGGAUUGUGGAAAUGCCAUUGACAAAUACUACAAGUCAAAAUUCAUGGUGAAAUUCUUCAGAUCCUCCCAUUGGGCGAGCGAGUUCCUGAAAGUUUGCAACAGCUUUUCCCAGCGUACACAGGACCUCCAGCUCGCCUUAAAUAUCAGGACGACAUUGAGAGUUGAUAUUGCCAUUGAUAAGCUAGACAAGCUGAUCCGGAUGCAAAGCGAUCGCGAAGCGAGAUUCGAGAAGGAAGUGCAGAUGCGCGGUGGAAGAGAGAAAUGUUUGGAAAGUGAAGAAAAACUGGUAGAGCUACUGAAAGUCGCCGAGCAACGGGAAGGGCGUCCACAGAACAAACCGCAUGCUGAUCCUUCUACCAAAGAUGUCAACAAGCCUACUUCGAAGACCGGCCGCCUUGAUGCAUCGCUGCUUUACGAACUACGUGCUCCGUUACGCAAUUUACUUGACGAGAAUCGUGCACUCUUCAUGUUCAAGCUUGAUACACAGACAUCCGACAUUAAAGAUGCCAUCAAGGAUUCUGAAACGCGCAUUAUAUGGGCCUUCAACAGCAGAUUUCGACGGGUCAGGGAUCCGCACCUCCGGUAUAUCUGGAAAGAGAUGAAAUGGACAACAAGUGUCAAGACGCCAUACUUCAUUGCAGAACUCAAUGAUUAUUACGUGAACCGUUUCUCCCACCUCCGUCAUGACGCUCUGCUCCUAGAAGCAGCGUCGGAUACUUCAUCUUUGGUACCGCGAGUCUCAUCUCCAACUCCCACCGUCUCUGUCAUGUCGGAUUCAGAAGGAGAAGACCGCGAGCUUCCAGCAGUCGAUUCUGUGUACCACGAACUUCCUGCUGUCGACCCUGCAGACAAAUGGUGCUUGAAAUAUUUGUCCGUUUUCUACGUUCCAAGGUUAUCCGAAGGCUUCGACGGCGAUGCAAAUGGAUUGGUCAGUGUGAGGGAGGUGAAUGCUUUUACGUCCGCAAUCCCGUUGGGUUGGACUCUGCCGAAAGCACUUGCAUACUGGGCUGCAGGAUGGAGAGUGGAUAGCCAAUACUAUCAUGAACGAAUCGAACAGGUCUUGAAUAGCAUGGUUUAUGCGCAAGCAGAUGUACUUCCAGAAAAUAGGAGGUGUAUAGCCACAUACUUGAACUCAUAUGUCAUCGAUGGCUCGUCCGUUCUCUUGCAGAGCUUGGAUCGGAGGAUUCAGACUUGGAUCUCACACAACUUAUUGCUCAGCGUCGCAAGGCUCAAGAGGAGACAUUGGCGGAUAAGCUCAAGAUCGUCAAGUAUGAAAUCGACUCCAAAGAUUCUAUUAAACUUUUCGGAUCUGGUCGCAUCGAAAAUUUCUUGCUACCUUUACUUUACCUCGUAAUCAGGAGGCAUUUACAGAUCAUGAAACUCGCUAGCACAGUAGCUGUGGUCGAGAGAGAACUUGAGUCUG
Suillus subaureus is the source of this 2077-nucleotide messenger RNA. RefSeq lists its product as uncharacterized. Bases 116 to 2008 code for a protein of 630 amino acids. Gene Ontology annotation, biological process: cell surface receptor signaling pathway. The transcript is spliced from 10 exons. Lineage: Eukaryota; Fungi; Basidiomycota; Agaricomycetes; Boletales; Suillaceae. The record is from RefSeq and is a predicted model, not a curated record.